GAGAAGCAGAGCGAUAGUGUCCAUGUUGGCGUGCAGAAGGGCGUGUUGUCCCUAUUUAAACUCCGAGCUUUGCACAGAUUACACACAGGCGCAUCUUACCUGGAGAGGACCGUCUCACAGAGCACCGCUGUACCAGAACUCUUCCAAAAUGGGCGACAACAACCCAGUCAAUCAAGAAGUGGAGCAGUUUAACAAGCAGAAGCUCAAGAAGACGAACACAGAAGAGAAAAACCGACUCCCAACCAAGGAGGCAGGUUGUGAACAAAAAUAUUUGACUAAAUCGAAGAAGAGAAGAAGGCCAUGAAAGAGGGGAACAACUGAAACACUCCUGCCAUGAUUUUUCUUCCUGCUUCUUCUGUCCUUCUCGAUCACCUUGCUUGUCUUCCAGUUCAGAAUUCUACAUCUACAUCUUUACUGCUGUCUGCCGUGUUUAGUGGAAAUGGGUUUAAAGGUUGCUCAAAGCGACUGAAUGGUCUCAACGUAAUCCAACUUGUAUCUAAAUGUAACGGGUGCUUCUUGUGCUCUCUUUCUCAAGAUUUUACACAGUGUUGAACCGAAGGCAGUAAAUUGUGAGUGUUGGACGCAUACUUAGACAAAAAUUAAAAUGCAAAUGUACUGCAAUGACGUAAUUCACUGUUGCUAAUACCAAAAGUAUGCCUGUAAAUUGUGCAUUUAAUGACAAUGUAGAGAAGAAUAAAGGGGGGAAAAAACAUAUUUUUGUUUUAAUAAAAAAUCUACGUGACAAAUGUGUUGCUUAAUAUGAGCCACUGUGUUAUCUGUUCAAAAUUCACUUUUAACAUGUCAGAUGUUGUAAUCAUUCAAGAACCAUAAGAGUUUUGUCAAAACAUGCCUCUCAUUUUUUACAUUCCAACACUUUCAAUCAGAUGUUCUUAGAUCUAAAUAUCAAGUAAACUGAGAACACACAAUGACCAGAGAUUUCUUUUGCACAGUACUUUAGUAAAAUAAUAAUCAUCUCAUACAAAAUUGCCACCGUCGGUUAUUAGAUGGUGCAGGAUUCAAUUUAAAACCUUGUUUUGGUUUGCCUUACUUAAUCUUGUCUGGUAAUCCUGGGUUUGAUAUAUGUUCUGUUUACUUUUUUUUUUUUUUCUUAAAAAACAUCGGUUAUCUCCUUCGCAAGAGCUGGAACCAAAAUAUUUAUGUUGUUUUUGUGUCGUCAGCAUUCUGAUGAAGGUCAUUCUUCCACCCACAGGUCUGGGCUUGCAGGGACAGAAGAGUGGUUAAGAAUAUAUUUCUAUCUGAGCUGGCAGAACAAUUUGUGUCUUAGGUUUUUCAGCCUAAGUUUUAAUUUCUAAAUGUAGUGACAUAUUUUGUGACUCUUGCAUUUGCUGUUCUUCCUAAAUGACGGAAUACACGGAACAGAGCAAA
Messenger RNA from Poecilia latipinna (sailfin molly), 1386 nucleotides. RefSeq names its product thymosin beta 1 (gene tmsb1). The record is from RefSeq and is a predicted model, not a curated record. Gene Ontology annotation, molecular function: actin monomer binding. Gene Ontology annotation, biological process: actin filament organization; regulation of cell migration. The transcript has 4 exons. The coding region runs from base 23 to 304 and encodes 93 amino acids. Gene Ontology annotation, cellular component: cytoplasm. NCBI's taxonomy places the organism in Eukaryota, Metazoa, Chordata, Actinopteri, Cyprinodontiformes, Poeciliidae.